This is a messenger RNA of Empidonax traillii (willow flycatcher), 2381 nucleotides long. RefSeq names its product hydroxysteroid 17-beta dehydrogenase 2 (gene HSD17B2). The transcript is spliced from 8 exons. The record is from RefSeq and is a predicted model, not a curated record. Bases 1298 to 2341 code for a protein of 347 amino acids. Gene Ontology annotation, molecular function: oxidoreductase activity. NCBI's taxonomy places the organism in Eukaryota, Metazoa, Chordata, Aves, Passeriformes, Tyrannidae.
GAAGGAGAAACCGGGGACAUCCGGAAAAGCCUUGUGUACAAGAACCUCCCUAGAGAACUUGAAAUGCAGAUCCUUUACCCAAGCCACAAAAGCACAUGAAGCACAUGGAGCGGGAGCUCUCAUGAGCAACAGUCAUUGCCUUGCCCAGCUGAAUCAGCAAACAAAGGAGAAAACUGAAGAGUUCUGUGGGAAAUUCUAACCUGAAAUGAAAAACAAAUCCAUGACUGGCAGAGGAAGCUGAAACAGAGAUUGGACGUGUGGAAAAAUUGCUUUGUGCUUCUAGACAAUGUAAUUCAUGUUGCAGUUGGGACAGAAGAAUAUCAACAGCCAGCAGAUAUUGGAUAUGGCACGUGGUCCUUCUGGAUCAAGGGAAAGUGCUGAAAAGAAAAAAUGUUGAUAGUAAAUUAUUGGAAAGUGCAAAGAAAGCCCUCGAGAAAAAUGGCCAAAGAAGUGAAAAAUGAUGCAGGGUGAGGUAAUAGACACAUGCCUGGAAGCCUUGUGGUUAAACUGGAAACUUCUUCUAUGCUGGAAAGUUACAGAGCCUUUAGAAAAUAUAAACAUCAGGAAAACUUCUGAACUGCAAAUGGAGCCAUGAAGAGCAAAGGCAGAGGGCUCAUUACCACAAUGGAACCAAAAAAAGAGCUUGGUGGUGCAUUUCAAAGAACUUGUGACCAGGCUCAGCUUUAACACAUUUCAAAGUAACUGGGGAACCUGAAAAUUUUGCCCUUUUUUUUAAUGGUAAGAGCAGCAAUCAAAAGCACGGGCCAAAGUGAUCAUGCUGAAAAACAUAGAGCCAGCAAAGAGCGACAGGAGAAAAGCCUCAAGAAAUGGGGAAGAAGUAAAUUAUUAACUGGGAAGAACUGUCUGAGCCUAAAGAAUGAGAAUGUGGUCCGUGAGUUUAUACCUGUGGUAAAGAUCCCACACACUGGAGAGGUGUCCUUGCUUUGUGCUGCAAAAAGUCUUCUCCACAGGGUGAAAGAUGCUGUGACUGUAGAAUCUGAAGGAACACAAGCUGGAUAUGGAUUGUGUAGAGACUGGCUGAUCACACUGCAAAUUACCACAGAGUGACCGUUCUCUGUGAGAGGCAUUGAUUUAAUUGACCUCCAAGAGUCAUCACUUGGAUGGAGACACUUCCACGGUGGGGCACGCUUGGGAUCUGCAAAGUCCCAGGAAGAAACAUCAGAAACGUGCCCAGAGUGCUCAGUGAGGCUUACUCUGGGUAUCAAGCCAGGGAUUCCUGUCCAAACUAAGGUAAAUGUCAUUAUUGGAGGUCAAGUGAAGAUUCAGGCUCAGGAAAAUGCACUUUGAAGAUAUAAAAAAUUUAGCAGUUAAUCUUUUUCCUGGAGCCAGCGCUUGCUACAUCACAUCCAUUCCCGGUGCUGUCAAUCAUUAUCCAGCCAGCAUAUUGUUCAGAAGGUGGAGCUGUCAGGCAGAAGGAAUGAAAGGAAGCGACACCGGGAUUGGCCAUGCACUGGCCAAAUACCUGGACAGCUUAGGCUUUGUUGUGUUUGCUGGAGUUUUGGAUAAGGAUGGACCUGGAGCUGAGGAACUGCAGCGGAGCUGCUCUGGGAGGCUCUCUCUCCUUCAGCUGGAUAUAACCAAUGCCACUCAAGUCAAGGAAGCCUAUCUGAAAGUCUCAGAGAAGGUGCAAAGUGCAGGCCUCUGGGGUGUUGUGAACAAUGCAGGCAUCCUGGGCUUCCCUGCUGAUGGUGAGCUGCUCCCCAUGAGCAACUACAGGCAGUGCAUGGAGGUGAAUUUCUUUGGGGCCGUGGAGGUGUCCAAGACCUUCUUACCGUUACUUCGGAAGUCGCAGGGGAGGCUGGUGAACAUGUCCAGCAUGGCAGGAGGCAUUCCACUACCGAGGUAUGCUGCAUACGGUGCAUCAAAAGCAGCUCUGUCCAUGUUUUCUGGAGUAAUGAGGCAAGAGCUUUCCAAAUGGGGAAUUAAAGUUGCUGCAAUUCAUCCAUCAGGCUUCAGAACAGGUAUACAAGGCACAUCUGACCUGUGGGAUAAGCAGGAAAAGGAGCUGAUGGAGAACCUGCCAGCAGACACGAGGCAGGCCUAUGGUGAGGACUAUCUCCUGGGGCUGAGGAGCUACCUCCUCCACAUGCCCAGCUGCUGUGACCCCGACCUGUCCCCUGUGCUGGGCGAUGUCCUGCACGCUCUGCUGGCCAGGAGACCCCAUGGGCUCUACACCCCUGGCAAGGGGGCCUAUGUGCUCCUCUGCUUCUUCUGCUGCUUCCCCCUCUGGUGCUAUGACUUCUUCAUUAGCAAGAUGCUGAGUGCUGAGGCUGUUCCAAGGGAGCAGGGAACAUCAGAAGAUGAGAGCAAAAACCUCUGAGGUGUCUACCAGCACUUGUCUCGCUUGAUGAGACAGCUGA